Messenger RNA from Sesamum indicum (sesame), 1474 nucleotides. Its product is annotated as eugenol synthase 1-like. The record is from RefSeq and is a predicted model, not a curated record. Gene Ontology annotation, molecular function: oxidoreductase activity. Lineage: Eukaryota; Viridiplantae; Streptophyta; Magnoliopsida; Lamiales; Pedaliaceae.
AGGCCAUACAAGACUUGAGGAGAAACCAAGACAGGAAAAAAAACAAUGGCAGUGCAGAAUAACGAGAGCAAAAUCCUUGUAUUUGGAGGGACUGGAUACAUUGGGAGUUACAUAGUGAAAGCAAGCAUCAACUUGGGACAUCCCACUUAUGUUUUCUCAAGGCCUAAUUCCCACAAAACUGAAAUGCUCAAUCAGCUUCAGUCCAUGGGUGCUAUCAUAGUCAAAGGAACGAUGGACGAGCACGACAAGCUUGUUUCGCUGCUUAGGGAGGUUGAUGUGGUCAUAUCUGCAUUGGCUUAUCCUCAAGUUCUUGAUCAGCUCAAAAUCAUUGAGGCUAUCAAGGUUGCUGGUAAUAUUAAGAGAUUUCUGCCAUCGGACUUUGGUGUUGAAGAGGAUAGGGUGAGUGUGUUGCCUCCUUUCGAAGCAUUCCUUGAGAAGAAGAGGAAAAUCAGACGAGCCGUAGAAGCAGCAAACAUCCCUUACACUUUUGUUUCUGCAAACUGCUUCGGGGCUUACUUUGUGAACUUCUUGCUCCGCCCUUAUGAGCAAACAGAAGAGAUCAUCACUGUGUAUGGCAGUGGCGAAACCAAAGCUGUGCUGGUUUAUGAAGAAGACAUUGGGGUUUUCACUAUCAAAGUGGCAGCUGAUCCGAGAGCAUGCAACCGUGUGGUGAUAUACCGGCCAGCAGCCAACUUGAUAUCACAACUUGGAUUGAUUUCUUUGUGGGAGAAGAAAACAGGGAGAAGAUUUAACAAGGUUCAUCUACCAGAGGAAGAAAUGGUGACCCUUUCAAAAACUCUGCCAGAUCCUCAGAAUAUACCAAUCUCCAUCCUUCACAGUGUCUUUGUAAAGGGCGUAACAGCGAACUUUCAGCUUGGGGAGAACGAUGUUGAGGCUUCUGCAUUAUAUCCAGACCUGAAAGUGACUAGCGUUGACGAGCUACUCAACAUUUUCCUGUGCAAUCCGCCCAAGCCUGCUAAUGCAGCAUUUGCAUAAAAGUUGUAGAGUGUUAAGACAGUUGCUCGUUAUCUCAUACACUUUGUGACAAGAUUGUUUCCCGAUUUGCAAACAGUUCAUCUAUCUAUGUAUUGAUGCUGUAAUUAAACGGUAAUAAAGAUUCAAUGAUUGGCAAGAUUACCGUAAAUGAAAGAAACAACAAACAAGAAAAAAUAUAUAAUAUAUAUUUUACAGGUGAUACGGUUACAGACAACUUAAGUGUUAACUUGGCAAGCAGGGUGCAGGAGCAGAUGAUGCAUGGGUUGAUAUUUUGCACAAACCUCGCCUCUUUUCUUCAUUUUCUUCUUCCCUCCAUGAUGGAAUAUAACAAAGACAGGCAUUCUGUCAGCAUCAAAUAAUUCCUAAGGACUAUGGUUACAGGAGAUCUCGCUCUUAAGCUAAAUUCACCAUAAGAUGAGACUGUUCACAUGAGGAAAAUAACUAUAAACAGAAGGAUGAUUUUCCUUGUUCACAUCAA